This is a messenger RNA of Conger conger (European conger), 4909 nucleotides long. Its product is annotated as ubiquitin carboxyl-terminal hydrolase 8-like. The record is from RefSeq and is a predicted model, not a curated record. The transcript is spliced from 19 exons. The coding region runs from base 1086 to 4244 and encodes 1052 amino acids. Gene Ontology annotation, molecular function: cysteine-type deubiquitinase activity. Gene Ontology annotation, biological process: Ras protein signal transduction; protein K48-linked deubiquitination; endosome organization. Gene Ontology annotation, cellular component: extrinsic component of plasma membrane; extrinsic component of endosome membrane; cytosol. NCBI's taxonomy places the organism in Eukaryota, Metazoa, Chordata, Actinopteri, Anguilliformes, Congridae.
AUCAACUUCCACAUCCGGUGGGGCCACACAAAAUACCCAGACACUGACCUGGAAAAGAUUCCUUAUAGUCUGACAUAGUGAUAGUCGUAACGUACAAGCCUUACCUUGGGGUUUCAGUAAGCGGAACUUCAGUAAUACAGACCGCUGCUGGCGUUAACUAAUCGGGGUAAUUUCUUGAGAUGCCGUCCGUUCGGCGCCCAAUUUUUCUACUCAAAGAAAAGUCCCGUAUUUUGCGCGGAUGUGUACAACAGGGCAAUGCAACCAUUUUGCUUUGAACUACAAUGGGCAGAUAAACUCGACUGCGAUAGCAAACGUGCCUCCUCGCAACUUAUUCAUUUUCGGAUGACAUAGAUGGUAACGAUGGUCUCCAAUAAACUAAAUUGUUGGCACAAUUAAAUGAUUCUGUUGAGGAUACGUUUAAAAAUGAAUACGUAUGUGCGGAUGGAUACAUAGCGCGAGUACGCAUGCGUCUUGUGUUUUACAGGGUUGCCGUGUAUCGCUGUUACUUGGCACUUGUACGAAGUUUUGUUGACAGUAAAGUAAAUUCAUAUUGGCUCCUGUUAAUUUACUGAAGUCGUUAACUUGUUUGUUUCCACGUGUUCUUUGAGCAAGCUGCCAUAAGCUGACAUUUGGGCAAUUCAGUUAAAGAUGGACAAACUUCAGUGAUUAAUAUUGCUUGUAGCUACAUGGCUAGCUGACGUCAUAUAUAGAACCGCUAUUGGCUAUUUCAGGAGCUAGCUAGCAUUAACUAGUCUAAACAACUAGCUAGCUACUUCUAAAUGAAUCCGCUAAUUAACAAGCAAGAUUAUGUUCAUCAGAUUGAUAACUAGCAUAAUUUUAACAAACUACUGUAAGACUUGGUGUUAAUAAAGCUGGCUGUUUUGAACCAUUCCCGCCCCUAAUAUAACGUUAGCCUCCUGAGCUUGCUAGCAAGUCAACAAUUGAGGAGUUCUGUUCCGGUAAUCAGCUGUCUGCCAGGAUAGCCCAUCAAAAUGACAACUUCGUUGCGGUGAUUCCGCGCUACAUUAUGGUCAGUAUGUGAAAUUAAGUUUCCUGGCGUGCUUUUUUCCAACAUACCUUCAACGAUGCCAGCCGUAACCGUUGUAAAGGAGCUGUACCUAUCGACGUCUCUGGGAGAUCUCAACAAGAAAGCUGAAAUUAAGCCUGAUAAAAUUAACACGAGAAGUUAUGUACAGAGUGCCUGCAAGAUCCUUAAAGCAGCUGAGGAGAGUCGCCUUGACGGAGAUGAGGAAAAGGCCUAUGUGCUGUACAUGAAAUACCUGACCGUUUAUGACAUCAUCAAAAAAAGGCCCGAUUUCAAGCAACAACAGGAAUUCUUUCUCUCUGUACUGGGGCCAACCAGCUUCAAAAAAGCCAUCGAGCAGGCGGAGAAGCUGUCCGACAGCCUAAAGCUCAGGUACGAGGAGGCGGAAGUGCGCAAGCAGCUGGACGAGAGGGAGCGGCAGGAGGAGAGGCGGAGGAGGGAGAAGUCCCAGAGGGAGCCGGGGAGGGGGCCUUUAAAAGAGACGGCAGGCACCAAGAAAGAGGACAACAAGGUGAAGGGAGAACCAAAGAGUUUGAGGAAUGACACCCCGAAAGCUGCCGUCCCUGCCGGGGGGCUGACCCCAGAGGCCCUGUUCUGCAUUAUGAGGGAGCAGAGCGUCAGGAUCGUGGUGAUGGAUGCCAGGAGCAGGAGAGAUUUCGAGGAGUCUCAAAUCCAGGUCCCCUCCCACAGGUGUAUCAGCGUCCCUGCGGAGAUCAUCAGCCCAGGAAUAACUGUCAAUCAAAUUGAGGCCCAGCUUCCAGAAGAGUCAAAGGAGCAGUGGAAGAGGCGGGGCUUGGCCGAUUAUAUCGUCCUUCUGGAUUGGUUCAGCUCUGUGACGGACCUCCGGCUGGGCUCCUGUCUGCAGAGCCUGAAGGACGCCCUGUAUAAGUGGGACAGUGAGACCGUUCUCCACGCAGAGCCCCUGGUUCUGGAGGGAGGCUACGACAGCUGGCUGCUUUAUUACCCCAUGUUCACCUCCAAUGCCAAAGCCAAACCGCCCAGGGAACAACCCAACCACCCCCUCCCAACAUUGGACUUCAGCUACCCCUCGCUGGAGGAGCCCAGACCCAAGUCUCCAGCCCUGCCAGAACCAGAACCGGGCCCUGAGUCUACGCCCCCCGCGGAGGUGAACGGGUCAGCCGCCGGAGGGGAGAGGCCCCGUCUGGACUCGCAGGGCCCCAGGGCGCAGCCGAAGGCCCCGGCCACGUCCCAAGCCCCCUCACCGGCCCCCGCUGACACGUCCAGCAAAGCAGCGACCAGCCAGCACCCGGGCACGGCUGGGCCUGUCCCUCAGGUCGAUCGCUCCAGAAAGCCGGCAGUCGCUGAGGGUGCUCGGCCCAGCAGUGAGGCGGAUGCUUCAGGCCGGGACCGGAAGUCCAUCCUGAACGGGCCGGCGGCACCAGACCGCACCGGAAAAGCCCAAACCCGGCCCGGCAGCACCCCAGGGGAGGGGCAGGUGGAGGGAGUGAAGAGAGAGAAGCCGAGUGUGCAGGAGGAAGAGAGGAAGCGGGAGGGGAAAGAGGCAAAAGCAGCUCAGAAACCCAGAGAGGAGGGAGAGGAGAAGAGGACUGAAGUGAAGAUGGCGGGAGAGGAGGAGAAGGAGCAGGAGAAGAGGAGGCUGGAGAGACAGAAGGCCGUGCAGGAGGAGCAGCAGGGAGGAGAGAGGGGCCUGACGAGGGACCGGGGCGUCCACCCACAGCUCAACAACACCUGCCUGCCGUCUGUGCCCAGGAGCAUCGUCAGCGACAUGAAGCGUGAGCCGCUGACCAGAGCUCGGAGUGAGGAGAUGGGUCGCACUGUCCCCGGACUGCCCGAGGGCUGGAUGAAGUUCCUGGACACGGUGACGGGCACAUACCGUUACUACCACUCGCCGACCAAUAGCGUGCACCUCUACCCCCCGGAGGUGAGCGUGUCACACACGCCCCCGGCCACACCCCCCACCCUGAAGCAGAAGCAGAAGCAGGUGCACCCGGAGGCCGACCGAGAGCUGUCCAAGCUCAAACGCUCCUACUCCUCUCCCGACAUCACGCAGGACAUCCGUGAGGAGGGCCCCAGGAAGCCCAUCGCCACGCCGACCGUCAACAGGGGCACCAAGCCACAUAGCGUGACGGCGUACACGAAAGCCGAGAUCGCCCGUCCGUCUGCCGCUAAGAUCCGUAACCUGAACCCCGUGUUCGGGGGCCUGGGGUCCUCCCUGACGGGGCUGCGUAACCUGGGGAACACCUGCUACAUGAACUCGGUUCUGCAGUGCCUGUGCAACACGCCCGCCAUGACCGAGUACUUCAACAGGAACCUGUACCUGGAGGACAUCAACAGAGCGAACAUCUUGGGGCACAAGGGCGAGGUGGCGGAGGAGUUUGGGGUGAUUAUGAAGGCCUUGUGGUCGGGGCUGUACAAGUGCAUCAGCCCGCGGGACUUUAAGGUCACCAUCGGGAAGAUCAACGAGCAGUUCGCCGGCUACGAGCAGCAAGACUCUCAGGAGCUCCUGCUCUUCCUCAUGGACGGGCUGCACGAGGACCUCAACAAGGCGGACAACCGCAAGAGGUACAAGGAAGAAGCCAACGAUCACCUGGACGACCAGAGCGCGGCGGACCUGGCGUGGGAAAAGCACAGGCUGCUGAACGAGUCCAUCAUCGUGGCGCUGUUCCAGGGCCAGUUCAAAUCCACCGUGCAGUGCCUGACCUGCCACAGGAAGUCCCGCACCUUCGAGACUUUCAUGUACCUGUCCCUGCCCCUGGCCUCCACCAACCGCUGCUCCCUGCAGGACUGUUUGAAAUUGUUCUCUAAAGAAGAGAAGCUCACUGAUAAUAACAGGGUGUUCUGCCGACACUGCAAAGUCCUAAGAGAUUCCACAAAGAAGCUGGAGAUCUGGAAGGUUCCCCCGAUUCUCUUGGUGCAUUUAAAACGGUUCUCCUACGAAGGGAGGUGGAAACAGAAGCUCCAGACAGCCGUGGACUAUCCUCUGGAGAACCUGGACUUGGGACAGUAUGUCAUCGGACCCAAACACAUCCUGAAGAGAUACCACCUCUUUGGAGUGUCUAACCACUACGGCGGCCUGGACGGCGGCCAUUACACGGCGUACUGCCGGAACCCCGCCAAGCAGCGCUGGUUCAAAUUCGACGACCACGAGGUGACCGACAUCCCCGCAUCUUCGGUCAAGUCCUCGGCCGCCUACAUCUUCUUCUACUCGUCCCUGUGAGGUGACCGGGAGAAGGAAGGGGACCACGUUGAGCGGUAACGCUGCAUGACCGCGAACGCUGAGCGCCAGCCGGGGGUCGGCAGGAACCCGGUUUACGGUGCGGGCGCGGCUCGGACCGUUCCCGUAGAUUUUUGGGGGGCGCGGACUCGGCGCUCCGUGUCGGGCGACCGCACUCUCAGCUCGUAUAGGACCGCAUAGGCGUUUAUAAGGCUUCCUACAUCACUAUUAUUGACCGUAGUGAGAAAAGCAAAUGUUACAGUACCUUAUAUAAGACCAACCACACUGCGUAGGGGGCCUGUUUGGGCGGGCGUGGCUUUAGCCAGGUUUGAAGUACCUGCCCGCUUGUACUGUGGUACUGGAACCGGGUAAAACACUCCGAUUCUGUUUAUUGUCAGUGUCAUGGCCUUUUCAUAUUACUGAUAUUAAGCUUUCCUGUACUGUGAAUAUAAUAGACUGAAGAAGAGUAACAUAUGUACAUACCAUUUGCAAAUCUUGCACAUUAAACCUGUGUAAAUGUUAUUUAAUAUUUAAUGCUAUAUAAAUGUCAGUUUAUUUGUAAGGUGACCCAAAUUAUGUGGGACUCUGCUGCUUUUGAGGUUUUGGCGGCCUGUCGGGUGAAAAGAAGCAGUCAAUAAAGGUUUCCUGAUUAUAAAUCCUGUAUUUGA